Molecule: messenger RNA, 1416 nt
Organism: Pieris macdunnoughi
Lineage: Eukaryota; Metazoa; Arthropoda; Insecta; Lepidoptera; Pieridae
Source: the annotation of a GenBank genome assembly
AUGCUACAAAAUAAGAGUGAUCAAAGGGAAGACUCCGAUGAAAAGAUGGAUACAGCAUCAUCAAAAUACAGUACACCAAACUCUAAUUCUUCAGAAUUUGAAGACUCCACAAUGAAUAGUUUAACAACAAAAAUGUUAGAAACAUCCAUAAAUAAAAACCAAUGCACUUUAACAUUAACAACUAAUCAUCCCCUAAUGGGUCUUGCGAGUCCAGAUGAGAAAAAGGAUGAGAAAUAUGAUGAUAGUCUAUCAAGCAUAGAGGCAGAUAAAAAUGGUUAUAGCCUAUAUUCACCGCAAAAAAAUAGUUCAAAAAGUAAUUUGUAUGUGUCAGAAUAUGUGACUGCUGAGUUCAAUGGUUUAAAGCCGAGCAGGAAAAUUAAACCAGACAUAGCAAUGUCACCGGGGAUUCCAGACAAUGUUAUUUCCAGGUUUGAGAGUAGGGUUGGAAAACGGAGUACACCGAAAAUGGAACAGGAACGUUUUUCAGAGGCAACGGAAUGGUGUGAUUCACCCUCAAAUGUUCGGCCUAAUUUUGAUUUACCAAUGGAAAUGUCGAGCGGAAUCAAUCAAGUUCAGAAUGGUCACAAUUCAGAAAUAUGGAGUUAUGACAAGUCAUAUGUUGCUCUAAUGGAUGUGUAUUCGGGGUCUGUAGCCCUUAGACCGGAGGUCUUUAACCCACCACCACCGAAGCGAAAAAUACAAAUUCCGCCUUUGGACGACACGUGUAGUAUAGGAAGUGAUUGCUCCAUAGAAUCCGAACCAGAAAAGGAUAUCGUAGACCCACCAAGCGAAGAUGAGACACAGCGAUCCAAGUCCACAGCAACCGCUAGUGAGUGUAGUGAUCAAAUACCAGAGUAUUCGGCGAGUGAAGAAUAUCGGGAUGAGAGGUCGUGGCUCCAUGUGCAGCAUAGUGGGGUUAAUGCUAAUUGUGAUAUGAAGGUUAUCGAACCGUUUAAACGCGUUAUAUCACAUGGGGGUUAUAGCGCCGACGGCGCAGCGAUAAUUGUGUUCAGCGCGUGCUAUUUACCAGAUAAUGCAAGACCGGAUUAUAGAUAUGUUAUGGAUAAUUUAUUUUUGUACGUGAUAUGGAGUCUGGAACGCCUGGUCACCGAUGAAUACAUACUGGUAUACCUCCACGGAAGUGCGGGCAAACGCCGGAUGCCGACAUUCGCCUGGCUGCACGAGUGUUACAAACUGAUUGACAGGCGUUUACGAAAAAAUCUGAAACAUCUUUAUCUCGUGCAUCCAACGUUUUGGUUGAAAUCAUUCGUCGUUAUAACUAAGCCGUUCGUUAGCUCAAAGUUCUUUCGCAAGUUGAACUAUGUAAAAACUCUGGACGAGCUGUUCAGAAAAGUGCCCGUCGAGCCCAACGCAAUACCCGAGAGCGUCAAACACUUUGACAUACAUCGCAGAUAG